GGGCGCAGCGUCAACGCUAUCAACAAUCACCGAGAUUCAAAAACACCCGGAAAGCGACAUCCACCAGCAAGCGGCCACCAGCCACCUGCAACAGACCCAUACUAGGGCUACCUUUCUGGGCAUUGAGAGAAGUUACUAUUGUGGUCUAGUAUUGGACAGUCUAUGGUUUGAAUAGAUUUGCUAAGCAGAGAACCCUGUACUGACAAAAGGAGUGCCAGCAGCAAGACUAGGCGCUCUUGGAAUAAAAGAAAAAGAGGCGCCCAAAUCUGUCCCUUCGGUGGACGGGAUCCCCUCCAUGCGCUUUGAGCGCCACUCUCGCGGAGCUAUCGCAACAAUGGACUCAGGUCUCCACGGGGAGCUCACUCUGUGUGCCAUAUCUCAGUGGGUCAGUGGUGGAUAUGCCUCGUAACGUGUGUUCUUUCCCAUGUUAACAUCGCUCUCUGAUAUUGUUUCCUUCACUCGCGUUUGGUAGAAGGUCCAGGGGAAUAGGACUGAAGAUGCCUGGACGGAACAGGUACAAUCUGGUGGACGAUGUCGCGGAUUCGCGGGUCCCCCUCCAUAAUGAAGAGGCGUACCAACACGGGAUACAUUUCCAAGCUAAGUAUGUGGGCAGUCUGGAUGUUCCCAGGCCCAACAGUCGUAUGGAGAUCGUAGCAGCCAUGAGGAGGAUCAGGUAUGAGUUCAAGGCCAAGAACAUCAAGAAGAAGAAAGUGAGCAUCAUCGUGUCUGUGGACGGAGUCAAGGUGGUCCUCCGGAAGAAACAGAAGAGGAAAGAGUGGACCUGGGACGAGAGCAAGAUGCUGAUCAUGUCUGACCCCAUAUACAGGAUCUUCUACGUGUCCCAUGACUCCCAGGACCUGAAGAUCUUCAGUUACAUCGCCAGAGAUGGCUCCAACAACUCCUUCAGGUGUAAUGUCUUCAAAACCAAGAAGAAGACCCAGGCCAUGCGUAUAGUGCGUACGGUGGGCCAGGCGUUUGAGGUGUGUCAUAAACUCAGUCUGCAGCACGCCCAUCAGGGUAUAGAUGGACAGGCAGAUGGAGAGAGUGACAAGUCUACAGAGGACACCCCCGCUGAGAGUCGUCAGUUGACAGGGGCAGAGGAGGAGGAGGAGGAGGGGGGUGGAGAGGAAGGGGAGCCCCAGGCACAGUCCCAGUCUGUGUGUGAGCAGGCGGUUAACGAGAUCCUCCAGAGUCUGGCCCAACUCAACGUGGUCCAGCCUGGACACACCAUCAUGGACUAUGAGAGCCGUUCCAGCUACACGGUGUCUCCGCAUGGCGUGGUUUCUCCCAGCAGCCCCUGCUCUCCGUCUCUCACCCCGCUGGCGGCGCGGCACUAUCUCCAGCUCCUCCAACAGCAGAUCCAGCAGCAGCAGCAACACACACAGGUGGCCGUCGCACAGGUGCAGCUCCUGAAGGAUCAGAUGUCAGUGGAGACCGCAGCUCGUAUAGAGGCCCAGGCCCGUGUCCACCAGCUGCUGCUGCAGAACAGAGACCUGCUCCAGCACCUGUCCCUGCUGGUCACACAGCUCAAACACCUGGAGAGCAAGGCACUGGGACAGGGUCAGGGUCAGGGACCGGGGGAGAGACACACACCGGGACACAAUGAACAGGAGUCGUCAUGGACGACCAGGUCCCUGUCACUCAACCUGAAGAACCACUACAGCCUGAGCAGCAUGGACCAGCCCAUCACCUCCACCCCCGCAGGGCCACUCCAAAACACCCCCCUCACCGCUGCCCAGAUGGACUGUGCCGAGUCCUACCUCAACCUCCUCAACCUGGAGAACGGGACCAAACCACUGGGCUCUCAAAACGGGGGGGAGGCGGAGACAGACACACUCAUCAGAAGAACAGCCAAGGGGAAGCCAGGGAGGAGAGACAGCUCGGAAGUGUCAUCCAAUGAGAUUGUGUGGUUCGAAACAAGGAAUUUGACAGCCCUGGAUGAAAGGUUUAAACAGAUCAUCCCUAAAUUGGACCCUCCUCCCCCGUCCUUCAACCGUAAGCGAGCCAGCCGAACUGUCUCUCCGGGGUUGGAGUUCAACCCGCUGACCACGCCCCUGACAACACAAGUAGACGGGAAUGGUGGCGUUCCGAGCCGGAGCGAGAGCCUGUCCUUCCCAGACAUCACACCCUGCUCCCUCGCUUCUGGACUCUCUGGAGACUUCCACUCGCUCAGCAACGGAGGCGGCGAGAGCGGCUCGUGCGGCUCGGCUAGCGAGGAUUCCGGCGUCCGCUCCGAGACUAAAUCGCAGCUGUCGCCCCUCCACGACGAAGAGGACCCGUUUGGGGAUAGGGGGACGUUCCUGACGGCCUCUAGCGGCUGUGGCAGCCCCCUUGUAGACAUGAGGGGGGAAACUGCGCCCCUGUCAUGCGUCACCGCCACCCCAGGCACACACGCGAACAGCUACGAGCACACGCUCCCCUUCUCCUCCCCCAUCAAUGACACCUGUCUGCACAUCAGCUUCUCAGAAGAUGAGUUGCUGGACAGCAGCCCUGAGGACUCCAGUGUCCCACAACGGAGCUAGGAAGACGGGCUGGGAGAGCUACAAGCCCUGGCUUCAUUUGAGGCCUCUGGGGCUGGGGACUCCUAGCUGACUGACACUGAUGCUGCAACAAACACCACACAAUAAAAUGACUGAUACAGACUGUUAUCAGAGCUUCUAAAGCUCUCUGAAAUGCAAUAGUGUUUGUAGGCCUCAUUUGGUCCAUAUUCCUAAAAUGUUGAGUAAACUGGAUUUCAAGACUUUAGUUAUUCUGUCCUUUCACAACACACAGAUAACGCAUGGCCUAAACAUACUUCAACACAUUCACUGAAAAGGAACAUAAAAUUAUCUAUUAUUCUAUAAAUUAUUGCCAUAUGGACAGAUCCUAGUAUUUUUAUAGAGAAUAAUGAUUUGAUUUGUUAUUAGUAAAUAAGUAGAGAAUUGAGAAGAAUCAUGUAGCAGAAGUCUUUCACUGCUAGAGUAGCGAAUAAUGUCAGCGGCAAGUUAGUAGUCAACAUGCUUUUAAUGUAUUUUUAUUACAUACGCUCAACUGAUUUACAGGGUUUUCUACAUCACCCAAGCAUUAUUGAAAUGGAAGUGACAUAGGAACGUUAUGGGAACAUUGUGGGAACGUUGGAUGUGAAGUGCUGUGGCGUUGAGAACGGCUGCCCUCUCUCAGGCAUCAGACUAUGAAGAGAAGAAAGGAACAAGGAAGUGAUAGACAAGGAAGAGAAGUGGUGAUGGAACUGUGUUUGUGUGUGUUUGGUCACUCACACUCAUACUCACAGUGUGGUACUUUGAUUAUGUGUGUUUACACAUUAUGUUUGGUUUUAGAAUGUUGUACACCACUCCUAUAGCCUUCAGACCACACAGUUUAAAAAGUAGAAAAGGUAGAUUUUUCUGGGACAUUUCAAUAAUGAUGGAUUCAUCUGUACAGCAAUAAGAGCCAACAUUGAUUAGUUGAAUCUUGGUUUUAGGGCUAGAAGAGCCAACGUGAUUGGCUGAAUGUUGGUUUUAGGGCUAGUAAACAGCUCUGAUCUGAAAAGCUGGCCAAUGGCCUGACAAGCAGUGAAACCUAACAGAUGGUUCCAAGUGGAAUGGUGUUAUUACAUGAAUGGUGAGGAAUGAAGGGUUUAAUGACGCCCCUGAAUGGCAAAAGAAAGAGAGGAAAAACUGUUAUAACAGGGUAAUAACAGGGUUGGGUCAGUAAUUCUCUAUAAACAUGGUCUCACGGUGAGAAACAUGGCGAUUGUCUCAUCUCCAUACUUACACAGGCUAUCUGGAUGACAACAACAACAGAUAUAUGUUAUGUGCAUGACUAGUCUAGGGGUUUAUUCCUGGUCAGGUCACAUGGUCAAGAACAACUCCUGCCCUUAUUUGAGAGUGAGAUCAUGAGAUUGAGUUAAACUGACUACUUCAAAUGAAUUGAACAUUAGUACCUAUUCUAAAUGUGGGCUUAUUCUGGAUGGCAGGUUGAGGUGAUGACGAGUUGGUUAAGGAGAGAUAUGAUUGGACGACACAGUGCAGGUGUCGACUGGUGAUUGGCUAGAAGGAGUCGGAGGAGCUGAAGAGAGGGCGGCUUUUCUUUAUAACACUUUGAAGGAGAGAAAAACACAGCAAUAAUAAACAAACGAGUGAAUUAAUUAAUAAAAGACUAGUUGAACAAC
Molecule: messenger RNA, 4147 nt
Organism: Coregonus clupeaformis (lake whitefish)
Lineage: Eukaryota; Metazoa; Chordata; Actinopteri; Salmoniformes; Salmonidae
Product: carboxyl-terminal PDZ ligand of neuronal nitric oxide synthase protein
Exons: 11
Coding region: 498-2522 (674 amino acids)
Molecular function (GO): nitric-oxide synthase binding
Source: RefSeq, a predicted model, not a curated record